Setaria italica (foxtail millet) is the source of this 1662-nucleotide messenger RNA. RefSeq names its product la-related protein 6B. Bases 100 to 1386 code for a protein of 428 amino acids. NCBI's taxonomy places the organism in Eukaryota, Viridiplantae, Streptophyta, Magnoliopsida, Poales, Poaceae. The record is from RefSeq and is a predicted model, not a curated record. The transcript has 10 exons. Gene Ontology annotation, biological process: RNA processing. Gene Ontology annotation, molecular function: mRNA binding. Gene Ontology annotation, cellular component: nucleus.
CGCCCGUCCCGUCUCCUCUCCUCCUCUUCUUCCACCCCAGCCACGCCAGCGAGCAAAUCAGACGAAACCCUCCUCGGCUUACCCCAUCUCCGAUCCCCCAUGGCGCAAGACGAGACCCCGGAUCCCUCCGCCUCCGCCUCCGCCUCCGCAUCCGGCUCCUCCUCCGCCUCCGCCUCCGCCUCCGCUGCCGCCGCCGCCCCGGCCGCCCGCCUCAACGCCGCCGCGCCCGAGUUCACCCCCCGAUCCGCCGCCCAGCACCACGGCAGCAACCCCCACCGCCGCGGGUCUCACCACCAUCAGCCGCAUCACCACCACCAGCACUACCAGCCGCGGCACCAGCACCACCACCAAGGCGAGGAUGAUGGGGUCGCCGCCGCGGCGGGGGAGGAUAAGGAGGGGCCUGCGGGCGCGGGGCAUCACCGGCUAAACGACGCCGAUGCCCGCAAGGUCGUCAAACAGGUGGAGUUCUACUUCAGUGAUAUCAAUCUGGCCACAACUGAACAUCUGAUGAAGUUCAUCACUAAUGAUCCAGAUGGAUUUGUGCCAAUAUCUGUAGUUGCAAAUUUUAGGAAAAUUCGGGAGAUAGUUUCUGACAGAUCCUUGUUGGUUGCUGCAUUACGCACAUCAUCAGAGCUGGUUGUUUCGGAGGAUGGGAAAAAGGUUAAACGCUUAAGGCCCUUCAAUACUGAAGAAGUUCAGUCACGCAUCGUUGUUGCUGAAAAUUUACCUGAUCAAAAGUAUCAGGCUCUUAUGAAGAUUUUCUCGGAUGUUGGGAGUGUGAAAUCUAUACGUACCUGCUACCCACAGGAUGGUGGUGCAGCUGCUGCUAGCAAAACAUCAAGGAUUGAGAUGCUUUUUGCUAAUAAGCUGCAUGCUUUUGUUGAGUAUGGGGCUGUUGAAGAUGCUGAAAAAGCGGUUGCAUUCAGUGCUGAGGGAAAGUGGAGAGAUGGUGGCAUUAGAGUUCGCUCGCUGCUUGCUUGUCUGAAGCACGGGUUGGGUCAGGGAAGGAAGGGUGGAGAUGAGUAUGCUGUGGAUGAAGACGGCCCUGACACAACUGGCCACCCACAUGACUAUGGGGCAGAGGAUACUACCCAGAUCUCUGAAGCACAUCUUGAUCAUCAGGCUGAAGAUGGCUCACAUGACAAGGGUGGAAUGAGGCAAGGGAGAGGGCGAGGCCGUGGAGGCAGAGGCCGCGGUCGUGGCCAGUACUAUGGCCACAGCCGAGAUGCCCACCAUCCGAUUGGCACUCCUCCAUCGGAUCACCCAGCUGUCCCAAAGCCGCCCCCAGGCCCCCGCAUGCCGGAUGGAACAAGAGGGUUUACCAUGGGCCGAGGGAAGCCGCUCAACCCUUCCCCAGAUGCUGCCCCAACCACAGAUGCUGCCUAGUGGUUGAGUCCAUGCCUGUGGCGGCCUGUUGCCGCCCUGCUCAUCGUCAGUCAUGCAAACAGAUGACGGUGAUCCUUUGCUCAGGUUCUAAAACCGAUUGCCAUGGCGUGUUGGUUCAUUUUGAUGUGACAUCUAAAAGAGAGAAAAAAGGGAUAUGGCUGGUACUGUGGUACAUGCGUGUAUACUAACACCGGAAGUCUAAACAUGUGUACUGUGAUAUGUAGUUCUUAAAGUAAAAAAAAUCAUACUUGACCAAAAAAAAGGGAGGUUAAAAAA